AGAGGGUGGGUGCUUGGUGCCCUGUGAGUCACCGUGCACCGACAACGCCCCCGCCUAUGCCGCUGCUGUGUAAGUGCCCCUAUUGUGAGCAGAACAUUUUGCCUGAUCCUGAUCUUGGAAAAGAACCAUCGGAUCUUCCCUUUGGCGGUGUCGAAUACCGUUGCCCAAGAUGUACCAAUCGUAUCAGGGUGAUCCGCUGGUCUGAGAUGCGAUGUGAGCAGCUGGCCUCAGGCAUCAACACCUGCGGCAGCGUGGUGGUCUUCGCGGCCGCAGCCACUGGUGGUCCCAUCCCAGCAGUGGUGGCGCCGGCGGUGUGUGCUUGGGGCGCUGCAGAGGACAUCGUUUUGGGCCACUACAGGGAGGAUUCCUGGCGACGCAACUCCGGACUCAUCGGCCUGGCUGGCUCAGGUCUGGGGGUCCUUAGCGAGGCUCAGGCUGUUGCUUGUGCAGAGCAUGUUCCUGCAGCCAGCUCUGGAUAUAUCGCCGGAGGCAUCGAGCGACUGAAGCGAGGCUUAGGGUUCUCCAAGUCUGCCAUCGACGCUGGCCGCGCAGCGCGUGCGCCGCCACCUGCGCCGGUGCUGCGGAUGCGAGCAGCAGCCUAUGCCGGGGGACAGUUCAUUCGCUCCAUGGCCGCAACGGCAGUGGGCUGGUGUCCACGGGAAGAGGCCCUCGAGGUGCAGGAGGUGGAGAUGAAGGUCUUUAAUUUCAAGAACUUGGAGGAUCUGGAGCAUCUGGAGCCUACCCGGCAAUUCGAUGAGGAAGUUGAAGAGGUGGAGGGGUGGCUUCUCCUUCCAGAGGAUUCGGAAGCAUUGGUGAGGCAGGAAUUUGCUGAUGUCCUCCGCAUGUCAGGAGAGCUACCCCUGAACUGCUGGGCUCUAGCGGUGUAGAGGCCGCCGAUUUGCAUAGUAUUGCAUAGCACGGAAUACCAGCUGCGCCACCUGCACAGCUGGCAUGUCUCUGUGUGGAAAUCGCAAAAAAAGGCUCCGUGCU
Molecule: messenger RNA, 990 nt
Organism: Cladocopium goreaui
Lineage: Eukaryota; Dinophyceae; Suessiales; Symbiodiniaceae
Source: the annotation of a GenBank genome assembly